CUCGGCCACCGUGUUGCAGGAAGCAACUGUCCUGCUGCGAAUAACAAACACAAACGCGUUGUUAUAAUCAUGGCUGAGUACUCACAUGUGAAAUCCACCAAACUGGUUCUGAAAGGCUUAAACGACAAGAAAAAAAGGAAAAAGAACAAGGACAAAAAGAGAAAACGAGACGAUGGACAGGACAAGCCGGACAUUGUUGGAGGAUGGUGGGCAGUGAAGAGUUUUGGUGAAAUCACAGGCACUGUGGCCAUUGAGAUGCAAAACAACUCUUACGUUCAUGCUUUGGACACUGGACUGUUCACAGUAGGAGCUCCACAUAAAGAGGAUGAGGGCCCAGAUCCCCCUGAACAGUUCACUGCUGUCAGACUUUCAGACUCCAGGAUAGCGCUGAAAUCAGGUUAUGGGAAGUAUUUAGGUAUAAACAUAGAUGGUGUUGUGAUUGGUCGAUCAGAUGCCAUCGGCUCCAGAGAGCAGUGGGAGCCAGUGUUUCAGGAUGGUAACUUGGCCUUGCUUGCUUCGAACAGCUGCUUCAUCUCAUACAGCGAGAACGGAGACAUAGUGGCCCAAAACAAGACAGCUGGAGAUGAUGAAAUGAUCAAGAUCCGGUCAUUUGCAGAAAAAGAUGUGAAGAAGAAGGAUGAUAUUGCAGAAGAGGACAUGGGUGAUGUCAAGAGCUGUGAGGUCAACUAUGUGAAGAAAUUUCAGAGUUUUCAGGAUCGGAAGCUGAGGGUGAAUGAGGGAGAAAGCGUCAUCCUGAAAAAUGCCAGGACAGAUGGAAAAUUUCACGAAACCCUGCUGGAUCGGAGAGCUAAAAUGAAAGCUGACCGAUACUGCAAGUGAAAACAGAAGAUACUUUGCAUUAAUGACAACUUUUUGCUUUUUUAUUUAAACCUAUUCACAGGAAAACAUGUUUUUAGUUUCUAAAAGAGUUUGCUGUUUUGAUCAGCCAUCAGUAUUUUACUUGACAUUUGUUUCAUUUUCCAUAUUAAAAAGAUUUACAAAUAUGAAGAGAACUUU
Messenger RNA from Triplophysa rosa, 1017 nucleotides. RefSeq names its product FSHD region gene 1 (gene frg1). Gene Ontology annotation, molecular function: actin filament binding. NCBI's taxonomy places the organism in Eukaryota, Metazoa, Chordata, Actinopteri, Cypriniformes, Nemacheilidae. The transcript is spliced from 9 exons. The record is from RefSeq and is a predicted model, not a curated record. The coding region runs from base 70 to 840 and encodes 256 amino acids. Gene Ontology annotation, cellular component: catalytic step 2 spliceosome; nucleolus; striated muscle dense body.